CUCCUUCGCUAUUGGCUGCUGCAGAGAAAGCCCAGAGUGACCCGGACAUGCAAGCGGGGCCUGUUUUCUCACUUGCAGCCUCUUCUUCCUGUAAGCCCGGUUGAGGAAGUGAAUUUCGCUGACAGGGCUGGGUUCAGUGAGGGAGAGGCGAACAAAACAUCUUAACUCACCAACAAAACAAACAAAAUAAACACACACGCAGCAAGCGACGAGAAGAAGAAGAAGAAGCAGAAGCUAAAGUCCAACCAUCAUCGGUGACAUCGUUCUCCCCGCUGCCUCGCUGAGACCGCCGCAGACAUGAGUGAUCAGCAGCUGGACUGUGCCCUGGACUUGAUGAGGCGUCUGCCUCCUCAGCAGAUCGAGAAGAACCUCAGCGACCUCAUUGACCUGGUGCCCUCUCUGUGUGAGGACCUCCUCUCUUCUGUGGACCAGCCCCUGAAGAUUUCCCGGGACAAGGUUGUGGGGAAAGACUAUCUGCUCUGUGACUACAACCGAGAUGGCGACUCCUACAGAUCCCCGUGGAGUAAUAAGUAUGAACCUCCCAUUGAAGAUGGUGCAAUGCCUUCAUCUCGCCUGAGGAAACUCGAGGUUGAGGCCAACAACGCCUUUGACCAGUACAGAGACCUGUACUUUGAGGGUGGUGUGUCCUCCGUGUACCUCUGGGACUUGGAACAUGGCUUCGCUGGAGUUAUUCUCAUCAAGAAGGCUGGGGAUGGAUCCAAAAAGAUCAAAGGGUGUUGGGACUCCAUCCAUGUGGUGGAGGUGCAGGAGAAGUCCAGCGGUCGCACUGCUCACUACAAACUCACCUCCACCGUCAUGCUGUGGCUCCAGACAAACAAAGAAGGCUCCGGUACCAUGAACCUGGGUGGCAGUCUUACAAGACAGAUGGAAAAAGAUGACACAGUUGGAGAGUCCUCACCCCACAUCGCCAACAUCGGCCGCCUUGUUGAAGAUAUGGAGAACAAGAUUCGCUCCACACUGAAUGAAAUCUACUUUGGCAAGACCAAGGACAUCGUCAACGACCUUAGGAAUGUUCAGCCUCUGCUUGACUUGUCAAAGAAGGAUGCCAUGCGGUGCGAGCUGAUGUCGGCACUCAAACUCAAACAAAACAGCUAGAGAUGCUACUGUUGUCUUUCUUUUGUCUCACUCUCUCUCACUCUCUCACUCUUUCUCUCUCUCUCUCGCCUCAUCUCUGCCAUCUUUUCUCUGUUUCUUUACGUCUCUCCCUCCAUGCCUGUUUCAGUGCUGCACUCUUGUUUAUUUGUGGAAAAACAAAAAAGGAGAAAAUGCUUAGCUUUUUAUUUGUUUUUGUUUUUUUUUUGUUCUCUGAGUUUUUGUUUUCAUGCAUCUCAUCUGCCAUGAAGCCAUUCACUCACGCUCCCUCUGUCUCUCUUCACCACUCUCCUCUCUUCCUCACCCAUAUUAUGAAUAUAAUGAUAGUAUUACCACGGUUAAUGAUAAUCUUGCGGUGUGAGGGUCAUUGUAGUAAUAAUCCCAGAUGUUCUCACAGCCGAUGUGUCCGUUUCAAAUGAACAAUCUUGGGUCCGCGCUCUUCCUCCAUGACGAGGAAACGGACACAGAUUGUGCUGUAGGUGGUGUUGGCUCGGCCGGCCUGUCAUUAUUAUGGAUAUCAAAUUUAUUUCUUGCACCUAUUUUUUUUUUUUGUUUGUUUUGGUCUAUGACACCCCUGAUAUAUUUGUAUAAAAAUUAUUACUGUCCGUGUAUAGCUGUCAUUAUUCAUGGCAAUGUAAACGGUGUGAACAUGAGGGCGGCCUUCGGUUUGUGUUUUUACUCUUUAUUCCACGUGCAUGUGAGCCCGUGUGGGAGCAUGGGGCUGCAGUGAGUGGAAAUGUAGACUUAUCAAACAUGGGGAUGGACUGUUAUAAUCACCGGGUGAUUACACCCACGUCGUCAACCCCAACUCCCCAACACUGUGUAUAACAUGACAGUUUGUCUCCCCCUCUGUUCUGCUUACUCAACUUUUCUCUCUCCUCACCUACUAGGUCUUUAUCGGCGGUCACAGUUUGUCUUUGUGUCUCGGUGGAAACCUUUGACUGUUUCCAUUUUUGGAGGGGAAUCUUUUGUUGUAUUUCUGUUUUGUUUUUAUUUUGUAAAGCUUAUGAUUCAUAUUGUAUUAGAGCCUCCAGCAACAAUAAAAACAGUAAAAAGCUUC
This is a messenger RNA of Larimichthys crocea (large yellow croaker), 2173 nucleotides long. It is a transcript of the gene capzb, whose product is annotated as capping actin protein of muscle Z-line subunit beta. Bases 298 to 1116 code for a protein of 272 amino acids. Gene Ontology annotation, cellular component: F-actin capping protein complex; cytoplasm. Gene Ontology annotation, biological process: negative regulation of filopodium assembly; barbed-end actin filament capping; actin cytoskeleton organization. The transcript is spliced from 9 exons. Lineage: Eukaryota; Metazoa; Chordata; Actinopteri; Sciaenidae. Gene Ontology annotation, molecular function: actin filament binding. The record is from RefSeq and is a predicted model, not a curated record.